Amoebophrya sp. A120 is the source of this 749-nucleotide messenger RNA. The record is from the annotation of a GenBank genome assembly. Lineage: Eukaryota; Dinophyceae; Syndiniales; Amoebophryaceae.
CUGAUAAUGAAAACAUUAACAUCUAACAGUAAACUAUGGUCACCUGUAGCAUAAACAGACACGGCCGCAGUAAGCGACACAGCCUGUCUCCCUUGGUGUGAAAAAGUCGGAAGAUGUACCACGCACCAGCGUCAGCGACGCGCCCCAAAAGCGACAGCGUCGCCAAAACCCUGCUGCGAGUCAGCGGGGCCCCAGUGGGGAAAAUCGCCGAGGGCGCAAGCCGCGCAGCCACCUCGAUGGCGACAGAGCCGCCCUAGGUUCCUCCGCGCCAAGCUUGGCGCGAUUGCUUAAGCAGCGCCGGCGUGUGAAGCAGCUCGCGCGACCGAGUCCGACGAUGGCCCGUGACGCUUGCCCGCGGCAGCGGUCUCUCGGUCAGCCGGAAUCGUUGCUGGUCCUGCGGGCCCAGCGUCGAAAUUGUUGCUCGCAUGGCCGCGCUUGUUUUUCAAGCGUACCAAGCAGACGCCCGGGCGGGCCGUAGGAAGGCGAGACUGACCCACCUGUGGACCCAUUGGGCACAGGGCAGCAGUGGCCACGCCCGUCAGCAGACGCACCCCGCGGGUGUGUCUUGGCCGGGCCGGCCUACUGUUAGCGAACCGAACGAAGCCGCGGGCCUCAUGUUGAGAACAGCCCCGCGCACGCCUCCAGAUUGGGGCACACAGCGCAGCCGCGCAGAACUUGGCGGCUUGGUCCCUCACCCGGGCCCCCCUCGCAGGGAGACCGCGGACGGGCCGCGGGGUGUCCUCCGGUAA